This is a messenger RNA of Fraxinus pennsylvanica, 891 nucleotides long. Lineage: Eukaryota; Viridiplantae; Streptophyta; Magnoliopsida; Lamiales; Oleaceae. The record is from the annotation of a GenBank genome assembly.
AUGGAGGGCAAGAACCAAGACAAUAUCACUGACUCAGGAGAACUCGCUCAUGACUGGGCCGAAUUGAUCUGGGAGUGCCUCAUCAACAUCCUCUCGCGCCUCUCUUUGGAGGACCGAUGGCUGGGAGCCAUGCGUGUAUGCAAGGCGUGGCUGCAGGCAUGCAAAGAUCCGCACCUCCACUCAGUGUUCGACCUCGAGACUAAAUUCGACUCGGUCACUGAGUUGCCCCGAUUCUGGACCCCCGAGUUCGAGAGCAGGAUCGAUAACAUGAUAGUAUCAGUCAUCGGCUGGAGCGGUGAGUCCCUUACCGAAAUUCGUGUUAGACACUGCUCGGAUCGCUCCCUGUCUUUGGUUGCUCAAAGGUGUCCAAAUAUUCAAGUUCUCUCUAUCAAGAACUGUUCUCGUGUAUCUGAUGUAAUUAUGGCUGAAAUUGCUUCUGGAUGUCCCAAGCUUAAGGAGCUUGAUGUCAGCUAUUUUUAUCAAAUAUCUCACACAUCUUUGGCAACAAUUGGAUCGCAUUGUCCUAACUUGCAUAUUCUUAGGCGGAAUUUGAUGAAUUGGGUGGAUCCUUCCCAACAUGUUGGAAUCGUCCCCAAUGAGUAUCUGAAUGCCUUUCCCAAGGAUGGGAAUUCAGAAGUUGCUGCUAUUGGAAAAUUUAUGCCUCGUCUUUUGCGACUUGAACUCCGAUAUUCGAAGUUCACGGGAACAGGACUUGCUGUGAUCUCUGAAGGGUGUUUGGACCUUGAGUAUAUUGAUCUAUCUGGAUGUAGGGGUGUGAGUCGUCGUAAUAUUGAAAAUUUGAGGUCAAAUCUGAAGACGUUGAAACAUAUCGAGGAGCCUAACUUUUAUUUUCGAAGGUCCUUUUUUCAUAGGGAAAGGUAUGGUCAUUGA